Molecule: messenger RNA, 1595 nt
Organism: Ylistrum balloti
Lineage: Eukaryota; Metazoa; Mollusca; Bivalvia; Pectinida; Pectinidae
Exons: 10
Coding region: 56-1576 (506 amino acids)
Source: RefSeq, a predicted model, not a curated record
UUUUGUUUUAAAUAUAGUUCCAGUAUCAAGCUUGCAGAAAAGUGGAUUUGCAGACAUGCAUUCCCAGCAUGAUGGCGGAGACAGUGAUAGUGAUUGGGACAGUACGUUAGACUUCACGUCCCCGCGUCAAACAGGACCACAUCAACCUCCUCCUAUGCUAAUGACGGAGGAAGAAGACAAUGAUGACUUCAGUAGGAAUGAAUCUGUCAGAUCCAUAGCAGAAAAGCCAAAGCCAAAAGAAAGACUUCCUGUACCAUCCAACCAGCCCGUACCUGCCGCCAGAGAUGAAGAAGAUGCAUCAGUUAAAAGCAAUCUGUACUCAACACCUCAUAAAGUGAAAAAUGGUAACAGAUCAAAUCAGGGAACUCCUAAAGGAUCUAGAUCUGCUCUUGGGGAACGGGAUGGAGACCCCCCUCCUUACAAUUUCAGAGGAGCUUUGAAUGGUGCUAUUACCCCAGACAAAGGGCAGACAACUCAACCACAGCGACAUGAUAGGAGGGAGAAUUUAUAUGAUACUGUAGCAGUUGACAGGGCACCAAGUCCGUCUCCACAUCUUGGUGGGAAACAUCCAGUGGAAAAACCUUCAGAAAGUAUGGGAUCUUGGGAUGAUUCCGAUCAAGAUGAAAGGACUUUGAGAGAACUCCGUGAAAACUUUCGACAGGAAAAACAAAAAGAACAACAGGCUGAAGACUUAAGGCUUAGAUUACAGCGAGAAGCUGAACAAGCUUUAGCAACAUCCACAGAAAAACCAGACGAGGGUCAGAUGACUAACAGAUCAGAGGCAACAUGGAAAAGCUGGGCAAGCGGAGGACGUGGCCGAAAGAAGGAUUCAGCAGCUGGUCGGAAUAAAGCGAGGAAGUCGGAGCCAGUUACAGCUGUGCCAAGGGAACACAGAAUCCCGUUGAAAGCAGAAACACCUCGUUCCCACCGUGAUGUGUCACUAGCCAUAGGUCAAGGUCAGGUCAUAGAGCCACAAGUUGUACACGGAAAGCCUGAGGGGGAGACGAGAAUUGAGGUAGCAUCACCCAGUAAAGACUUGGCAAUGGAAACACCAGCAUACAUCGACCCACCUUUCAUUGUUAAAGAUGAUGAUGGAAGGAGUGUAUAUUACUUUGGACAUGGCAGUCUGCAGUAUUACGAAGUAGAAGACGAUGCAAAUGAGGCUUUCAUGCCAAGAAUUGCCGAAAAAGCUGAAAUGGUUUUACAACGGGUUUAUCAGGAAUUUUUUGGAUUACUGCGUAUCAUUACAAGUGUUGUGAUUUUGUUGAUUAUAGAACUUUUAAAAUACAUAAUAAAGUACAUCAUACAGCCACUGAUUGUAGGAGUAUUUGGUACAGUUGGGGAUUAUGUAGCUAAACCUCUUUUCACGUUGGCCUUCAAUGGCUUUGUGCAUCCGUUUGGAGUAUUCAUGUGGAACUGUUUCAUGACUUUGCGUCACAUGUUCAGCCCAAUCAGCGAGAUUCUGAAAAAAGUUUUUGUGCAACUAGCAAUGCUGUGUCGUUCAAUACGCUGUGUGGAGAUUCAUUGGAAAACAAAUCGCUCGGAAGAAAAGAUUACAGACCUAACCCAAGUAUAGUACAGCUUUAUCUGUAUAG